AUGUUGCAGAAAGUUGGGGAAAUGGACAGAGGCAAUCAGAGUGACGUUUCUGAGUUCCUGCUCCUGGGGAUCACUGAUAAUCUUGAACAGCAGCGUGUCCAGUUUUGGAUGUUCCUGGUCAUGUACGUGGUCACAGUGGUGGGAAAUGUGCUCAUCAUCCUGGCCAUCAGCUCUGACCCCCGCCUGCACACUCCCAUGUAUUUCUUCCUGGCCAACCUCUCUUUCACUGACCUCUGCUUUGUCACCAACACAAUCCCCAAGAUGCUGGUGAACCUUCAGUCUGAGAACAAAGCAAUCUCCUAUGCAGAGUGCCUGACACAGCUCUACUUCCUGGUCUCCUUGGUGGCCCUGGACAACCUCAUCCUGGCUGUGAUGGCAUAUGACCGCUACGUGGCCAUCUGCCGUCCCCUCCACUACACCACAGCCAUGAGCCCUGGGUUAUGUAUUUUAUUCCUUAUCCUAUGUUGGGUGUUCUCUAUCACAUACGGCCUCAUCCACACCCUCCUUAUGACCACAGUGAACUUCUGUGGAUCCCGAAAGAUACGUUACAUCUUCUGUGAGAUGUAUGCCCUCCUAAGGCUCACGUGUUCCAAUACUGAAUUGAAUCAUGUAAUGCUAAUAACUACGGGAUCCUUUGUAUUCCUCGUCCCCUUAGGGUUCAUGAUCAUGUCCUAUCUCUGGAUUGUCAGAGCCAUCCUCCGCAUACCCUCAGCCACUGGGAAGUACAAAGCCUUCUCCACCUGUGCCUCCCAUUUGGCUGUGGUCGCCCUCUUCUAUGGGACACUUUGUAUGGUCUAUCUGCAGCCCCUCAAAACCUACUCCAUGAAGGACUCAGUGGCCAUUGUGAUGUAUGCUGUGGUGACCCCUAUGAUGAACCCUUUUAUCUACAGUCUGAGGAACAAGGACAUGCAUGGGGCCUUGGGAAGACUUCUGCUUGGCAAAGUCUUCCAGAAGUUGACAUGA
This is a messenger RNA of Condylura cristata (star-nosed mole), 963 nucleotides long. RefSeq names its product olfactory receptor 1D2-like. The record is from RefSeq and is a predicted model, not a curated record. The transcript has a single exon. Gene Ontology annotation, molecular function: G protein-coupled receptor activity; olfactory receptor activity. Bases 1 to 963 code for a protein of 320 amino acids. Gene Ontology annotation, biological process: G protein-coupled receptor signaling pathway. Lineage: Eukaryota; Metazoa; Chordata; Mammalia; Eulipotyphla; Talpidae. Gene Ontology annotation, cellular component: membrane.